Molecule: messenger RNA, 1083 nt
Organism: Phytophthora sojae
Lineage: Eukaryota; Oomycota; Peronosporomycetes; Peronosporales; Peronosporaceae
Exons: 1
Coding region: 1-1083 (360 amino acids)
Source: RefSeq, a predicted model, not a curated record
AUGGUCGACUUCAACCGCUGGCUCCUCGAGGUGCUCGCCGACACGCGCUCCGAAGGCAUCGUGUGGGGCCCGUCGUACGGUGAGAACCCCUGGCUUGCGCUGGAGGAGCGUGAGCCGCAGCCGGAAGACCCGGAGAUCGAGGAAGCCUUCACUCUCGACGCUGCAAAUACGAUUCAGCUGCUCCGGGCGUCGCGCGAGCACUACAUGAUGUGCUGUGACAGCCUCCGACAGACCAACAAGGACCUAACGAUGCAGCUGGAGCACCUCAAGAUGCAACUGAAGGGGGCUCUCUCUCUCGCGUUCGAGUCACAGCGAAACCUGCAGCGUGAGAAGGAGUUGGCAGCGCUGCGAGAGCAACGCCCCGUUCUGAAAGUCCGGUUCGCAGACUACUUGUACAUCACGCAGCAGGAUCCGCGUCGUGGACACCCGAGCCAGGAGAUAGCAAACGCCUUCCGCACGCUGGAAGGUCUCAGCAGUUUAUCUUUUGAGGAAGCUCCAGCUGGUGACCCGACUCCGGCAAAUGAUGUGGACGAAGACGCUAGCGAAGCGGACGUUGAAGUUGACGACAGCAGCGAACCCGAGGACGCCGAGGUGACGACUUCAACCUCGGUUGACCAAGCAGAACCCGUGGUCAAGCCUAUCAGCGGAGAUGAACAGGAAUCGUCCGAGCAACAAGCGACCCAGCUGUUGAAGCCGUUGGACUCCAUUUCUAGUGGCCGCGACUACCAGCAGCUUGUCCAGUUGAACACAAGCGAAGAAGAGAACGGUAGCUGGUACCGCCAAGCACUUGGAAGGCUGAAGACGGAGCGUGACCAACGUCGUCGUCUGCGCAAGCCCAGCAAGAAGACCACUGAAGCUCCAUCUUCUAUGAUGCGCAAAGUUGAAGUGGAAGCCGCUUCGCUCAAGCUUUACAAGCCUCUCGCGUUUAAGGAGCUUGCCGCUACUCGAGACCCGGCUCAUGACGCUAGCGAAUCGACCUGGUACCGCAAAGCGCUGCAACUCCUGAAAGCGGAGCGCAAGCAGCGCGUGAGUCUUCGCGACCGAGCCGAAUCCUUCUCCUCCACGAUCUCUAUCGUCGACUAA